Molecule: messenger RNA, 1305 nt
Organism: Rhopalosiphum maidis (corn leaf aphid)
Lineage: Eukaryota; Metazoa; Arthropoda; Insecta; Hemiptera; Aphididae
Gene: Pgk
Product: probable phosphoglycerate kinase
Exons: 7
Coding region: 1-1248 (415 amino acids)
Biological process (GO): glycolytic process; gluconeogenesis
Cellular component (GO): cytosol
Molecular function (GO): phosphoglycerate kinase activity; ATP binding; ADP binding
Source: RefSeq, a predicted model, not a curated record
AUGGCACUUAACAAAUUAAGCAUCAAGAGUUUAGAAGUAGCAAACAAACGGGUUUUGAUCAGAGUUGAUUUUAAUGUUCCAUUAAAGGAUGGAAAAAUAACCAACAACCAACGUAUUGUCGCUGCAUUAGAUAGCAUCAAUUAUGUCCUUGAAAAUGGUGCAAAAUCUUUAGUUCUCAUGUCUCAUCUUGGACGUCCAGAUGGAUUACCAAAUUCAAAGUACUCAAUGAAGCCAGUUGCCGAAGAACUCCAGAAACUUCUUAAUAAGAAUGUUACAUUUUUGUCUGACUGUGUUGGCCCAGAAGUAGAAAAGGCUUGUGCAGAUCCUGCUCCUGGUUCAAUAUUUCUUCUGGAGAAUCUUCGAUUCCAUAUUGAAGAAGAAGGAAAAGGUGUAAAUGCUGCUGGAGAAAAAACUAAAGCUGACAAAGAAGAUGUGAAAAAAUUCAGAGAGUCAUUACAGAAAUUGGGAGAUGUGUAUGUCAAUGAUGCUUUUGGUACUGCACACAGAGCUCACAGUUCUAUGAUGGGUGAAGGUUUUGAAAAGCGUGCUGCCGGCAUCUUGUUGAACAAAGAGCUCACUUAUUUUGCUAAGGCUUUGGAUAAUCCUGAAAGGCCUUUCUUAGCUAUCUUGGGUGGAGCUAAAGUUGCUGAUAAGAUUCAACUGAUUGAGAAUCUUUUAGAUAAAGUUGAUGAAAUGAUUAUUGGAGGAGGUAUGGCUUAUACUUUCUUGAAAGAGUCAAAGGGCAUGAAAAUUGGUGAUUCUUUAUAUGAUGAAGCUGGAGCCAAAAUUGUUGGAAAAUUAUUAGAUAAAGCUAAUGCUCGCAAUGUUAAAAUUCAUUUGCCAGUUGAUUUUGUCACUGCUGAUAAAUUUGAUGAAAAUGCUAAUACUAGUUCUGCAACUGUUGAAGAAGGAAUCCCUGAAGGUUGGAUGGGUUUGGACUGUGGACCAGAAUCUAGGAAAUUGUUUUCUGAACCUAUUGCUCGUGCUAAGGUCAUUGUAUGGAAUGGGCCUGCUGGAGUUUUUGAGUUUGAUAAAUUUGCAUUUGGAACUAAAGCUUUAAUGGACGAUGUUGUUAAGGCAACUAAAAAUGGAACUGUUACAAUAAUUGGAGGUGGUGAUACUGCAACUUGUGCAGCUAAAUGGGGAACCGAGAGUCAAAUAAGCCAUGUUAGCACUGGCGGUGGUGCAAGUCUUGAACUACUUGAAGGAAAAGUCUUACCUGGAGUUGCAGCUUUGACUGAUGCAUAAUUUUUUUAAAUAUUCCUGGCGUGUUUAUUAUUUAUAAUACAAAAUGUGGCUUAUUUA